AUGCGAAGUGCAAAAAAAUCCCGAUUCAAUGGAACUUCGUUACUGCAGGAAACAUGUUUUCUUGGCAAGAAACGAUGGCAAAUAGCUUUGAUGUCGAAUUUGGGACUGAUUAUCGCAUUUGGAAUUCGUUGCAAUUUUGGAGCGGCCAAAGGACGAAUGAUCAACAAUUUCACCGAUCCGUACGGCAAUAAUUUCACGCAACAAUUCUUCUGGACACCGACCGAACUCGGCAUUAUGGAGAGUGCAUUCUUCUACGGUUAUGCGCUAACACAAAUCCCAGGAGGCAUGCUCGCUGCUAAAUUUGCACCGAAUGUAUUAUUCGGCUUAUCGAUACUGAUCACAUCUAUACUCAAUAUAUUUCUGGCGAUUGCAUUUGAAGCCCAUCCCAUCACCGAUUCUGUUGUUAUUGCGAUUCAAGUGACACAGGGACUUGCAUUGGGAGUGACUUAUCCGGCGAUGCAUGGUGUUUGGCGUCAUUGGGCGCCGCCGAUGGAACGCUCGAAACUGGCGACAACAACAUUUACAGGAUGUUAUUUGGGCGUUAUGACCGGACUACCGUUAUCCGCAUAUCUUGUCUCGUUUGUUGACUGGUCUGCGCCUUUCUAUUUCUACGGUGUCGCUGGAAUCAUAUGGACAGUUUUCUGGUUGCGUGUGUCGGCAGCAACACCGGCGAAAUGUCGCAAUAUCAGUGAAAGUGAGCGCCGAUACAUCAUUGAACACGUCGGACAAGUGUCUUCGUCGCCAGCCACCUUGACAACAAUCCCAUGGAAACAAAUUUUCCUGUCGUUACCCAAUUGGGCAAUAGUGGUUUGCACGUUUUGCCGUUCGUGGACGUUCUUCUUGCUUCUCGGAAAUCAGCUGACUUACAUGGCUGAUGUGUUGCAUCUUCAAAUACACAGUGUAACAUACUUACGCAUUGUUGUUUCGCAGUUCUAUUGGGUUUUCGAGUGGCAAUUUUUUAUGUUCUCACUUUUCCAGGGCGGUAUUAUCAGUUCAUUACCUCAUGUUCUGAUGGCUAUAGUUGUGCUGUGUUCCGGUCAAAUGGCUGAUUAUUUGCGUUCCACAGGAAAACUAUCAACCAUUGCUACCAGACGACUGUUCAAUUCAAUAGGUUUCGCAGCUGAAGCGACUUUUUUGUGCUGCUUAGCGUUCAUCCAAGAUCCAACGAUAGCGAUCACUAUACUGGUGAUAUCGUGUGGAUGUAGUGGUUUUGCAAUUGCUGGUUUCAAUGUGAAUCACUUCGAUAUCGCACCAAGAUACGCUCCUAUUCUUAUGGGCUUCUCGAAUGGUCUUGGUGCAUUAGCUGGCGUCAGUGGAAUGAUUCUCGAACAACUCGUUCACAGCCAGGGGGUGAUAAUCGGAUGGAGAAUCUCAUUUUUGAUUGCGGUGGGUAUUGAUAUUAUUGGAUUGGUAACAUUUCUGAUAUUCGGUAGCGGUGAGCUGCAAGAAUGGGCCAAAGAAGAGGAGCCACAACAGAGCAUGCAGGAGAUUGUGCGACGAUUGUCUGAUGUUGUGAGACGUGUUUCGAUCCGUCGAAGUAAAACCUCAAUAAUGAAGCACAGUCGUCUGAAGGAGGAGAAAGCAGACGCAGACGACGUGAGCAUUGCGAGUGGUUUUUGGAGAACAUCGAUGCGAAAAAGUUUUGACGCUAACGAUGUGGCACCACCCGUUAAUAAGGAGAAUAUCGUUGAAAAGCCACAGCUCGAAACCAUAGAUGAAGUAAAGGUGUGA
Messenger RNA from Anisakis simplex (herring worm), 1731 nucleotides. NCBI's taxonomy places the organism in Eukaryota, Metazoa, Nematoda, Chromadorea, Rhabditida, Anisakidae. The record is from the annotation of a GenBank genome assembly.